Aspergillus caelatus is the source of this 4663-nucleotide messenger RNA. RefSeq names its product CCR4-NOT core ubiquitin-protein ligase subunit MOT2. Gene Ontology annotation, cellular component: CCR4-NOT complex. The transcript is spliced from 6 exons. The record is from RefSeq and is a predicted model, not a curated record. The coding region runs from base 10 to 4404 and encodes 1464 amino acids. Gene Ontology annotation, biological process: protein ubiquitination. Gene Ontology annotation, molecular function: nucleic acid binding; ubiquitin-protein transferase activity. NCBI's taxonomy places the organism in Eukaryota, Fungi, Ascomycota, Eurotiomycetes, Eurotiales, Aspergillaceae.
UCGGCAACCAUGUCAAAUCGCCAACAGAUCGACUCUGUCAUUGAUGAUGACGACGAGUUCUGCCCCCUGUGCAUUGAGGAAUUCGACCUGUCCGACAAGAACUUUAAGCCGUGUCCCUGUGGGUAUCAGAUUUGCCAAUUCUGUUACAAUAACAUCAAAACCCACAGUGAAGAAGGCCGCUGUCCCAACUGCAGACGGGUUUACGAUGAGAGCACCAUACAGUAUAAGGUUCCUGAUGCAGACGAAUUUAAAGCGGACUUGGCAUUAAAGCAUCGAAAGGCUGCCGCUGCGAAGAAGAAGGAGGCGGAAAAGCGCGAGAUCGAGGCUUCGAGUCGGAAGAACUUGGCUGGUGUGAGGGUCGUGCAGAAGAACUUGGUCUAUGUGAUUGGCCUCAACCCCACCAUACGCGACGAAAGCCAGCUCCUCCAGACGCUUCGUGGACGGGAUUAUUUCGGCCAAUAUGGAGAGAUCGAAAAGAUCGUCGUCAGCAAGGCAAAGCCCGGUGGCAACCCCAACCAAGGCAUCGGCGUCUACGUUACGUACUCGAAGAAGUCGGAUGCCGCAACUUGUAUUACUUCGGUGGAUGGAUCUGUAAACGGUGAUCGUGUCUUAAGGGCUCAAUAUGGUACGACAAAGUAUUGCUCCUCCUUCCUGCGCAACGAGCAGUGCCAUAAUAGGAAUUGCACCUUCCUACACGAGACGGGUGAGGACAGCGAAAGCUAUAGUCGGCAGGACCUUUCCUCUAUGAACACCCUUUCCAGUCAACGUCCGAAUGGUGCGCCUAGUGGACCCAGUCAUACGAUCCCCCCACAUGUCGCCCGCUCUUCCGCAAUGCCGCUGUCGCAACCGAUGCGCCGUCAGCCCAGUAAAGACGAUGGUAGUAGCAGCCGCCCUCCUGAUGGGUCCGCCCUUCCUUCUUCGGCAAGUUGGGCGAAUAAGGACUCGGUGAUCAACCGCACAAGACGGGCAAGCCUUACAGCUAGUCAAGCGUCUCAGAGUCCACGACCCGCCAGUGCCACGGUUGCGACCACCACAGAGGAACCGAGGCGUGCCGAGAAGCAACCUGCACCUGUUCAAGAACGCCGCCAAACUCCGCUGCCAGAGACACAGCCUUCGACACCUAGCUCUCCGUCUGAAUCCCAACCGCCCGUUGACCCGGAAGCUCCUCUGUUUGAAAAUUUGAUUAAGGCAGUUAAUUCUCCUGAUUUCAAGUUUGUCUUUUCGGCGGCUGGUCUGCCGGCAGAUGAAGUUGCUCUUAUCGAGAAUCAUCCUUCAUUUAUUGAUCCUUACGGUGGCGUAAAGCGUCGUGCUAUGCGGGAGAAAGCAGAACAAGAACGUGCAAAGCGAGAGCAAGAGCUGCUUCAGUCGGCAGCUGUUGAAGAAGAAACCAGGGAGAGCGGCAGCCUCCAGCUUGGUGGCGAGCCGGAUGAUGCCCAUCCUGCGAGAGGUCGUGGUUCCCGGGAAUCACAUGGUGCUAUCCAGCCGCCUUCACAGCAGGGUACUACAACGAACUCGGUGGUCGGCUCCCCAGUUUCUGCGUCGAGUCAUCAAUUCCAGGGACUGAAUCUGGCUGGCCGGAGUUUGACCCCUCUUCAACAGCAACAACUGAUGCUACUCAAAUCUGCUAGCAAUCAACAGGCCGGCAUUGUGGACCCAUUGCAGAGUGGACUUGGCUCUGCCGCUUUGGAUCAGGCUGCUGUUCGCCAGGGCCUUCUGCAGACCCAGAUGGCACAGCUUAACGCUUUGCAGGCACAGAACCGCCAAAACUCUCGCUUUUCCUUCACCAAUGAUGCCGGAUCGAAGAAUCUUCCUAACGUGCGGAUGCUAAGCCAGCAGGCUUCCUUGAUGCAAUCCGGGACUCCAAACCCGCUUGCUGCACCCAGUCCUCAACAUGGGCUUACUAGCAGCUUCUACACCAGCGGCGUUCAGGGCCCACCUCCGGGCCUGAAGACGGCCGGCACACCCCCCAUUAGUGGAGGAGGAAUGUUUGCUCAAGGUCACGGUUUUACAACAAAUUCGAAUCUUGGCUUGGCUGGUAAUAUUGGGAAGCAGGAGGCCAACCCGGAUUUGAUGCGCGAGCUGCUGCGAAGCCGUAGUGGCACAAAUGCUAGUGGUUUACAGGCACCGGAUGCCGCUAAGCUUGAUGAGGAAUUUCCUCCUCUCGGUGCCACCGCAAAGGACAAGCGUCCGGUGGACAGCUUUGGAUUCCUAGGCCGAUCCCAAUUUCCUACUGAACCCCAAAGCUCCGCACGCGCCGGUACUCCAACAUUGCCGCCAGGUCUUCCCUUACCUCAUGCCCAUCCUGCAUCUGCAUUAUUUCAGAGCCCAUUAAAUCCUUCCAGCCCGGUCUCUGCAGUCUCUGUUCCACCUGGCCUGAAUGUUCCUUUCAAUAGACUUGGGACGCCUUCCCAGAGCUUUCAGGAGACUGUCUCUGGUCGACAGUCGCCGGACGUUAAAAAUACCCAAGACAAUGUAGCCAUUUCAAACCGAGCUAAGAAUGCUUCUGAAAUUUCCUUGGGGUCGCCAGUGCCGAAAUCAGCUAAUAAAGUUCGCUCACAAACCAAGGAUGACCUGACAGUUGCCCCUGAUAAUAAGUCGAGCAAGUCAGGGGGUGUCACUGAAGAGAAGGCAGUAUCCACAACGGCAAAAGGGAAGGCUAUGAAGCUGGAUAUCCCCCUCAGUACAUCUCACGCCCAAGAUAGCACUCCCUUAAAAGGCGAGCAAUUGGCCCAAGCUGCUAGCAGUCAAGUCCCAGCCCCGGCGUCUGCCAUCGGUUCUCGCCCAAAUACACCAUUGACUGGAGUUUCACGUGUCUCUGACUCCUCGGUUCCACGUCAACCCAGGGUUCUUCGCGUUGUUGAUACUCCGAAGACUGAGACGCCCCCUCCUGCUUCGGCCACUCAGUCCAUCUCAUCCCAGCUCGCCGCGGCUAAGGGGCGAUCGAGGAGACCCAGCAUAUCUUCCAUAAGCAGACCUGAUACUCCUGGUGACUAUGGAUCGGAAGCUGAUCUCUACACUUCUGCGUCUGUUUCCCGUGCAAACUCUCCUCCUGCGUCUUCCAGGAUUGGCUCUGCACCUGUACGUGCCAUGACUAAGAGCCAAGCCAAGAAAGAACGUAGACAGAAGGCCAAGGAGAUGGAAGCCAAGAAGCAUGAGGCGGUGUCUUCUAUGGUCGAGGAGCCAGUGCAGGCGCCUAUCAUCGGAAGGAAGCGCAAGACCAAGAAGACCCCGACAAGCAAUCCUGAGUCAACUACCGCAACGCCGGACAAUACCAACGAAGCUGCGAAGCCCAAUACUAGUGGGAAAGAGAUUACUGACAAGGCUGAUCAGCGGGCUGAGACGAAGAAGAACAAAUCGAAGGACAAGGCUACAAAGGAUACUAAGCCCGGCCCUGUCGAAGAGAAGGAGACCCCUGCACAAAAGAGCGCAGCAGAAGCGUGGCGUUCCAACAAUACCAUUGAGCAGCUAAUCAAGGAUUCAGAAGCUGCUGGCGUUCCAAUCAAGGAGCUGUUCUCGGACCGAACUUCUGCGCUGCCGAUGCUGCUCGCCCAGCUCCACAAGGCGGGCAGUCUGGAUCUCAAUGCUCAUCCCUUGUUCAACCCACCUAACCUGACCCAACGUGUGGACAUGAAGUGCACUGCAGACGAUUAUGAACUCUUAAAGCAGCCUGUCGAGUUAACCGAAGAUCACCGCAAAACAUUACUGCGUGGAGAACCAGUUCGGAUCAAUUCUGACUCUACUUUGACUAAAUAUCGCUGUUUGAUCACUCCUCGCGGAUGUGUUCUUCGCCAUUUGGGUCCUGAGGAAGAAGAACGUUAUCUUGAGCUUGAGAGGCGCAUCAGUGCUGCCAUUGAUCCCUUCCCCGAGUAUCCGCCGACAUCAAUCACGGAACCUGACGUGACAAACCGUGGUGGUGGGCUUGAUGCUCUUUUCGCUACACCCGAAAAUUUUAAUAUCUGCUGGGUGGAUGAAACCUCGACAGGGCUUUCGUCUGCAUCGCCCUCUGGCGAUAUGACUGUACCUGACUGCGCGGUUAUUUCCGAUACUCCUACACCACCGAACGUUCUCUCGGCCAUGGAGGCGGACAGCACUCGCAGUCACAAUUGGGCCAUUGCCAAUACCGCUGAAUUGGUGAACGCCACUGCCACCUCCGUUCGGUCUUUUGCGGCAGCCACCGCCAAGCACAUGCUAGGAGCUGCAGGUGUCGUCAUGGGCAAUAUGCCAGACCUGGAUGACGUGGUUGGAAUGACGGAUGAGGAGCUUCGUGCGUUUGCUGUCAAGUCGCAGAAGGAGCUUGAGUCAUCACGCAAAGACCUUGAUUCCAUUGACAAGAAACUCAAUGCUUUGGUCAAGCGGAACAAGAAGCUCGCACAACAGGCUUUGGCCACUUCUGUUGAGGGAUGAGCUGCCUUCAGUGAACUUGGGCAAGGCUAUGCUUGGAUCUGUAAAAUAAGAAUAUGGGCAUUUCCCUGUGGAAUUGUAAACUAUGUAUCAUUACUGUACAAACUCAUGAGCGUUGUGUUUACAUGCUUGGAGUUAGAAGGUUCAAAAGGCGCACUCAUUGAAAAGACAUUGUUUUGUAUCCCGGAAUCAAGGAAACGGGGAAAGUUACAUAGGGUUUUUAAAGUCCAACUCUGCGGCUCUGCAAUUAGCAAUGGACAUA